This is a messenger RNA of Tigriopus californicus, 2019 nucleotides long. RefSeq names its product venom carboxylesterase-6-like. The transcript has 3 exons. Lineage: Eukaryota; Metazoa; Arthropoda; Copepoda; Harpacticoida; Harpacticidae. The coding region runs from base 174 to 2006 and encodes 610 amino acids. The record is from RefSeq and is a predicted model, not a curated record.
AAGUGAAAUUUAGAUUGGACUUUGGUCUGAUCUUGUUCUUACACGUGGUUGCAUGAGAGUGGAAGCUCCGAGACAACUCCGUUCACCAAGGUCAAUGGUAAAACCUGUUUCGAGAGCUAAUCCUAGACACCAGUCUUCCGAGUCGUCAGGAACAUCUAGACAGAGGAAGGAACAUGCGGAUAUAUUGGAUAAACGGUUUGGUAAUCUUACUCCAAAGUCUGGAUGUUUUUGGUUUGGAAGUGACAACAACAUUAGGUGUGAUCAAGGGAUCCCAGAGACAAACUAAGGCCAACAAAAUCGAUUAUGUGGCCUUUACGUCGAUCCCUUACGCCCAAGCACCAGUGGGUUCCCUGCGAUUUUUGCCACCUCAACCAUUGGAUAAAUUCGCAGAUGUUGUAGAUGGAUCUAAGACCGAGUUUCCCAUCUGUCCCCAGCUGACUUGGCCAACUCACGAGGGCCUUCAAGUUUUGCCCGUCAAAGGCCAAGAAGAUUGUCUAUAUCUCAAUGUGUUCGUACCAAAGUCUGCCAUAAAGGCAAAUAAGAAACUGCCAGUUAUGGUGUUUAUCCACGGAGGUGCGUUUAUCGUCGGUUCGGGUGGAUUAGAAACGGCCAGUCCAGAGCCGUUCUUGGAAACCGAAGAGGUUGUGUUUGUGACCUUCAAUUACCGCUUGGGUCCUUUGGGAUUUUUGUCCACGGAGGACGAAUUUCUACCGGGUAAUAACGGACUCAAGGAUCAAAUCAUGGCAUUGAAAUGGAUUCAGGCCCACAUUUCUGAUUUUAAUGGCAACCCUGACUCGGUGACCUUAAUGGGGAGUUCUGCCGGUGGCACAUCCGUCAUGAUGCUAAUGAUCUCUGAGGCCGCCACUGGCUUAUUUCAUCAAGGCAUCAGUCAGUCUGGUCCUCUUCUAAACAAUCCCAGCACAUAUUUGGGAGAGAGCCCUGCAUACUUUGCCUCGUCCCUCAUUGAAGCCGUGAACUGUGAUGGAAGCCUUCCAACCAAAGAGGUUCUCAAGUGUCUCCAAGCUCUGGAUGUCAUGGAUAUUGUGGAACACAGCAACAUGUUCGAGCGCUUUUUUAUUACUCCGAAUCCUUGGAAACCGGUGUUAGAUUCCAACUAUACCAAGCAACCCAUUCUCAAAGAAGACCCUAGAGUUCUUAUGUUAAGCGGGAAAUUCAAUCAGAUGCCAUUGAUUAUUGGUUGGGAUAAAGACGAGGGGUCCUUAUUCAUGCCACAGUUCCUGAACAACCCUGAAAGAGUCAACGAGGUCAACGAGAACUUUGACGUACUUGGCCCGAUCUUAUUGCUGGGAGGAGACGAACAUUCGACCUUAGAUGAGGAUUCCAACACCGCAAACAUCAUCAAAAGCCAUUAUAUGGAUACCUUUUCGGGUGGUUUAGAUAUGGAAAAGCUGCCUGAAAUGAUCCGGAUGUUCUCCCAUGCCAGAUACAUUGGUCCAAUUCACUCAGAUGCGGCAAUCCUGUUGACAACGGCCCGGAAACCUGUUUAUCUUUACGAAUUCGCGUAUCGGGGUGCACAUACGUUUACGGAUGUUCUUUUGAGAAAUGACCAAAGGUCCAUGCCAGAUAUGGGUGUUUGCCAUUGUGAUGAGAACUAUCUGCUAUUUAACAAACCAGGUUCAGAGUUGCCAUCUCAGGAUAGAGCCAUGUCCAAGAGACUUGUGGGAAUGUGGGUGAACUUUGCCAAAAGUGGCAUCCCCCAUUCCGAUUGGAAACCUUUGGGAUAUGAUAAGGCCAACAAUGAUCCGGAAUACGCGGUAUUGGACGAUAAGCCGGUUCGGAUGAAGUAUGACGCACGUUUCAAAAAGGAUAUGACCUUCAUGGAGAGCAUGUUUGGACUUAUGCAUUCGUAUCGGUUCUUCGAUUUUGCCAAACAUCCGGCCUUGCAAAAUUUGUUGAAGGCCCAAGAGGAGGAAGCUAUAAAAGAUGGAGACGGAGUCACCGACGAAGUCGGCAACAUUUUUGGAGACUCUCAUGACGAAUUAUAAGUAGAAAAGACAA